This is a messenger RNA of Ananas comosus (pineapple), 1571 nucleotides long. Its product is annotated as actin-101. The transcript is spliced from 5 exons. The coding region runs from base 164 to 1297 and encodes 377 amino acids. Lineage: Eukaryota; Viridiplantae; Streptophyta; Magnoliopsida; Poales; Bromeliaceae. The record is from RefSeq and is a predicted model, not a curated record.
UUGGGCCUCUCACUGCUUUCCCCUCUUUACAUUUCCAUUUCUCCCUCUUUACCAUUUCGAUUUCUCUUUGUUUCGGCGGCGGAGGCGCUCCUCCUUCUCCUUCUUCGUCGACGAAAGCAACUGAUCGUGCCCUAAUCGGAUCCUUCAAAGAGAUUAACAGGAAAUGGCAGAUGCUGAGGAUAUCCAACCUCUUGUUUGUGACAAUGGAACCGGAAUGGUCAAGGCUGGAUUUGCUGGUGACGAUGCACCAAGGGCAGUAUUUCCCAGUAUUGUGGGCCGGCCCCGCCACACUGGCGUGAUGGUCGGCAUGGGCCAAAAGGAUGCUUAUGUAGGUGAUGAAGCCCAAUCCAAGAGAGGUAUCCUCACUCUUAAAUAUCCCAUUGAACAUGGGAUUGUUAGCAACUGGGAUGAUAUGGAAAAGAUCUGGCACCACACUUUCUACAAUGAGCUACGUGUCGCUCCUGAGGAACAUCCUGUGCUUCUCACUGAAGCCCCUCUAAACCCUAAGGCGAACAGAGAAAAAAUGACUCAAAUCAUGUUUGAGACUUUCAAUGUCCCUGCCAUGUAUGUGGCAAUCCAGGCAGUCCUUUCCCUCUACGCCAGUGGUCGUACAACUGGUAUUGUUCUUGACUCCGGUGAUGGUGUGAGCCACACCGUCCCUAUCUACGAAGGAUAUGCCCUACCUCAUGCCAUCCUUCGUUUGGAUCUCGCUGGCCGCGACCUCACUGAUGCCCUAAUGAAGAUCCUCACUGAGAGGGGCUAUUCCUUCACAACAACUGCCGAACGCGAAAUUGUGAGGGACAUUAAGGAAAAACUCGCAUAUGUUGCCCUUGACUUUGAACAGGAGCUCGAAACCGCCAAGACCAGUUCUGCUGUUGAGAAAAGCUACGAGCUGCCCGAUGGGCAGGUGAUCACCAUAGGAGCCGAGAGGUUCAGGUGCCCAGAAGUGCUUUUCCAGCCGUCGUUGAUCGGCAUGGAAGCAGCUGGAAUUCAUGAGACGACGUAUAACUCUAUCAUGAAGUGCGACGUGGAUAUCAGGAAGGACUUAUAUGGGAAUAUUGUACUCAGUGGCGGGUCAACAAUGUUCCCAGGUAUUGCUGAUAGGAUGAGCAAGGAGAUAACAGCUCUUGCCCCGAGCAGCAUGAAGAUUAAGGUGGUUGCUCCGCCCGAGAGGAAGUACAGUGUUUGGAUUGGCGGCUCCAUCCUCGCCUCCCUCAGCACUUUCCAGCAGAUGUGGAUUUCUAAGGGAGAAUAUGAUGAAUCUGGCCCAUCGAUCGUCCACAGGAAAUGUUUCUGAGCUCCCCAGUUCUAUGGGCGUGCAUUAUAAUUGCCUUCCAUCCUUUCAUGUGGUGUUCUUCUUUGUCCCGUGUAUAAUCUCAUUUUCUUUACAUCGUUGGUUUGCUAGAAAGAGUUUGUAGUUGGGAUUUGUGUGUGCUCUAUGGUUGCUUUGAUUGCGUCACUUCAUAUAGUCGUCGUCGAACAGGUAGCUGGUAUGUCCAAAUUCUUGCACUCUUUUAAUUUUAAUAUCGUUGCAUUCGGGCUAGUUGAAGCCCUGGUGAUGUUUUCUUCUA